CGAACGGUGAGCAGUGAAUAAAAGGAAAAAUAAUUCAUCACUUUUCUCGUCUGUGUUGGUGCGAGUACAAGGAAAUAGUACCGGUCUCGACACGUGGCUGUUAAUUGCUUCUCUGUCUAUAAUAUCCAUUUAUAACAUCAACUAAAAAUGCCUGUUCCAUCACUUCAAAAACCAGCUCCAGUCUUCAAAGGAACCGCCGUCGUCAAUGGCAUGUUCAAGGAUAUUUCCUUGGAAGACUACAAAGGACAGUAUGUAGUUUUAUUCUUCUAUCCAUUGGAUUUCACCUUCGUUUGCCCCACUGAGAUCAUUGCUUUCUCCGAUCGCUUCGAAGAAUUCAAAAAAAUCAAUACAGCUGUAGUUGCUUGCUCAACCGACAGCCAGUUCUCUCACUUGGCAUGGAUCAACACUCCAAGGAAACAAGGAGGUUUGGGCGAGAUGGCCAUUCCUUUGCUUUCCGACAAAUCCGGAGCCGUUGCCAAAGCCUAUGGAGUAUUGGACGAAGCAACUGGAAUUCCAUUUAGAGGACUUUUCAUCAUCGACGGAAAAGGUGACUUGAGACAAAUCACCAUCAACGAUUUACCAGUCGGACGCUCCAUCGACGAAACCCUUCGUUUAGUGCAAGCCUUCCAGUUCACCGACGAACACGGCGAAGUAUGCCCAGUAGGAUGGAAACCUGGCCAGAAAACCAUGAAACCCGACCCCACUGGCAGCAAAGACUACUUCUCAACAGUAAACCACUAAAUUCCCUUACUUUAUUUUCGAUGUAUUAGGAAGUAUAAUCUUCAUGUAUUAUUUUUUUUAAAUAAACCGUAAUAUUGGUGAAAUAUUU
This is a messenger RNA of Diabrotica balteata, 829 nucleotides long. The record is from the annotation of a GenBank genome assembly. Lineage: Eukaryota; Metazoa; Arthropoda; Insecta; Coleoptera; Chrysomelidae.